CAUUUAAUCAACUCGAAUCCCUAGGGAAGACAAAACAGUUCGGCUUUGCAAGCAGCUCGAGUUUUCAAAGUAAAAAUAAUGAUGAUAGCAUCCAGGGUGGCCGGGUAGUUCGACUUCCUGAGUUGGACAUCGGGGUUCAAAGUGCGCGAACGUGUCUUUGUUUGGCAAUGAUUUUUGUGUAUCAUUAACAGAAACUACGAGCUUGGGCGUAUUCAUAAUUUCACACAUCACCGGUGCUGAAGCUUGAAUGAUUAUCCUAAAGUAAGAAACCGGGGACUAGAAUCUUGAAUGAAAGUUUUUAUAUGUCAAAUGAUAAACAGAGUUUUCACUCACUGGACAAUUUCCAACUUGCCUCAGAUCCCAGACAUCGCUCUCUUUAUUGUGAAAAUCCGUUAAUAUUUCAUGUGUUUGCAUAACGCAUUUGAAAUAAGCUCUUGUUUAACGCCGCAACACUAGUAGACAGGAGCUUGCCUUUGGGUGCGUUAUCUGACAGGAUUAUUAAAUGCGACACUCUGCUUGCUAUGAAAAAUAGGGUCAUGGAUGGCAUCCUUCCAAAAAAGACCCCCUAAUUGGAAAAUGAAUGCAGUCCGUUGAAUGCGCUAAGCUCCCGCGGGCUGUAUUAUCCCAAGUCCUAUGAUUACUUCUCACCCAUCGGCACGUCUGCGCGAUCCAGAUAUUGAAUAGUGAAGAUAUUGAGUACGAUGAAGGUGCACAAACUCAGGUCUCUGUUCGCCUUGUGCGGCAUAGCUUUGCUACUCGCAAUGUCAGAAGGUUCCUCCGAAUUCAAGGAUGAAAUCCUGGAAUGGCACAAUUACUACCGCAAAAUACACCAGGUGGAUGACCUGACGUGGUCUGAGUCGCUUCAGAACGCAUCCCAGGCAUACGCUGAGCAGCUGGCAUUAGAGGAUAAACUUGGCAAUGACGGGUCAUCUAACGUGAUCCAGUGGCCCGGUCUACCGUCAAACAUCGGAGAGAAGUCCGUAAAGUUCAUCUAUAAAGAGCAAGCCAAGUAUAACUACGACAGCCCGGGCUUUUCCUUCUCUACUGGACACUUUUCCCUUAUGGUCUGGAACGCGUCGAGGCAGCUUGGAGGUGCUUGGGCAAGAAAUACCACUUCCGGUAGAAGCUACGUCGUAUUCAAGUACAAUCCACUUGGCAACUCGGGAGGAAGUUCAGAGUACGAGAAGAACGUACUGCGCCCGGUCCUGCCCCUUUGCAAUGCCACUCUGGACGUACCUACUACGCGAAUGCCCUGCCGCUGGCCAUCGUCAUCGCAGGCGCUUGAAGCUAUCACCGCUGUACGUUUGAUGCUGCUUGCGGUUUUCGUGUGUCUCACUGUUAAAAAUGUUCUGUGAGACGUUUAAAGAGGCUAAUUCACUUUUCCAUGCAUCACACUUGGGUGGCUGGACUGAACUCUUUUUAAAAAGUAUUGUUUAAAAACAAUAAGGCAAUUAAUAGCAGAAGGCUGAAUUUAAAGGCAUGCACAAACAGUCGAUGAACGAAAGGUACUUGCAGAACCGCUACGCGACAAGCCCUCAUGUAAUUAUGGGUAAAAAAACACUAGGGCGCUUUUAUCGCACUUUAAAUCAUAAAGAAACCAGCUUUUUGCGAGACAGAUAAAUUUAAAUGUAUUUUUUCUGUCUUUUUCCUAUGAGAUUAAAUCUUUAGAACAUUUGUUUUUCCUACUAUCCACAAAGUUUUGGUCUUUUUGAAAAGAUAAUUCUAAUUUAAAUUAAAAGAAGUUCUUGCGACUCCUGUAGCUAACAAGAACCUUUCGUCAGUCGAUUUGUUUCCAGUGAAACUGGAUAAUAUUUCUAAUCAUAAUGUAGCUAGAUGUUUUUACUGGUCCUUGUACGCAUAACACAAGUCUGAAUUACCAACAGUAGUGAACGACUCUUUGAUGAAAGUUUAUUUUCCUUCUCUGUCUAAUCAGUAAUAUUUCAGUAAAUAAUCGGGUUUUUUUUCAUAUAAUUAAUUAUUCAACAAAGGAGAUUUGGGUGUACACAUGAUGGCUGUUUAAACUGCUUCUUAGGCUUCGCGUGAUCUUGAGAAGAUUCUAGGACUUCAAAAAGGGUAAAUGACUCUGUGGGGAUCUAUGCAUCGUAAUCGUAGCACGCAGUGCUUCAUAAUUUUCACUUAAACCUAAAUGCGAUACUAGGUUUGAAAAUGUUAAGCUUUCUUGGUUUUCAUGACCGAGAUUUUCUGAUGCAGAAAACGUUACCCAUGACGCUCGGGCUGCGACGCGUGGAUUCCAGAAGUGCAAAUUUAUCUAAAACAGGUGUAUAAGCAUGUUCUAUAGUAAAGAUUGUAUUUAAAUUCCCAA
Nematostella vectensis (starlet sea anemone) is the source of this 2323-nucleotide messenger RNA. RefSeq names its product Golgi-associated plant pathogenesis-related protein 1. Lineage: Eukaryota; Metazoa; Cnidaria; Anthozoa; Actiniaria; Edwardsiidae. The coding region runs from base 702 to 1355 and encodes 217 amino acids. The transcript has 4 exons. The record is from RefSeq and is a predicted model, not a curated record.